AUGGAUAACCAAGAGCUACUAUCUGUAGCUGCCUUAGCAGGAGCAGCAACUUGUUUUACUUUCAGAGGCCAAGAUAUUCGCGGGGAUUAUGCCGCUCUGGCUUUCAUAGCUACUUCUCUCAGCCUGUAUAGCGUGCUUUGCGCUACACUGGCUUCGCCUCUCCUCGCGACGCUCGCGGUCUGCUUGGCCUACGGCCUCACGGUCUGGCUGAUUACGGUGGCCUACCGCCUUUCUCCCUGGCACCCUCUGGCGGCGUAUCCGGGUCCUUACAUCGCAAAGAUCACCGGCCUAUGGCUGUCAUACAUCUCGUUCACCGGGAAGCGCUAUCAGAUACUGGACGACCUCCAUACUCAGCACGGCCCUUUCUUACGUGUUGGGCCCGGAUGUCUCUCUAUCAACUCCCCCACUGCGACGUCUCUGUACCUCAGCACCGAGAAGAGCGAGGCCUAUCGCCUUCCGAAGCACAACGGCGCGGUGGCCUUAUUCUUUAAGCAGGAUACGAGUGCCAUACAUCGCGACCGCAGGCGCGUCUGGUCCGAGUUCUUCACUCGCUCUAGUAUCGCUGGGCUUAUACCCCAGCUGGAACGCCGAACGUGGGAGCUCGUUCAAUGCUUUGAACGCCGGCAAGAAGCUAGCCAAGAUAAGACCGUCAACUUCCCGGAAACCAUGUAUCACUGGUCCCACGACUUCAUGGGUGACAUGGUGUUCGGCGGAUGUAGCACCUUCGAGUUGAUGAGGAACGGCGAUCCGCAAGGGAUCAUACAUACCGGAAAGAUGGCAACUGCUAUGAUGGACAGCCUGGGUCAAACGCCUUGGCUGCUCGACAUACUGUGGCAUAUGCCAUUCACGAAGAAGAUGCACCUGUUGGACGACCACGCCGCGCGUAUGAUGAAGACCAGGGUGAAGAGCAAGGAUCUUCCCGAGUACCGCGACCUCGCAUCCUAUUGGAUUGCUGCGGGGAUACCGCAACACGAACUCGAGACCGACGCCGUCGUCGCUAUCGUAGGAGGAUCGGACAACACAUCUAUCACUGUCUCCAUCGCCAUCUACUUCCUUCUCUCCCACAGGGAAUACUACGACCGCCUCUACGCCGAGCUCAAACAGACGUUCCCCGACCCGAUGGCGUCCGUCAACCUCGACGAGCUCACCACGCUCCCGUUCCUGAACGCGGUCAUCCACGAGACGCUGCGUCUGGCAUCGCCCUACUUCAACCCGCGCGUCGUUCCAAAGGGAGGCCUGUUCGUUGACGGGCAGUUCAUCCCCGAGAAGACGGUGGUUGCGCUCGCGGCGCAUUCACAGCAAAUCAGCGAAGCGAACUUCUACCCUGCCCCUAAGCACUUCCAUCCAGAACGAUGGCUGCCGGAAGGGUUGGGUCCCGACACGGUCACCAACAAGGCUGUACUUGCAUCCUUCUCUUACGGUCCUCACCACUGCAUCGGCAGGGUGCUCGCGUACCACCAGAUGCGGUUCGCACUCGCCCGUAUCCUUCUCGCCUUCGACAUCGAGUUCGCGCCUGGCUUUGACGUCGCCGGAUUUUACGACGGGAUUCUCAACAUGCGCACGAUGUUCCUGGAGCAGGACCUGCGUGUGAGGGUUCACCGGAGGGAAGGGGUCGACCUUGCGAAGGUGCCUGUUUGA
Messenger RNA from Trametes versicolor FP-101664 SS1, 1638 nucleotides. Its product is annotated as cytochrome P450. NCBI's taxonomy places the organism in Eukaryota, Fungi, Basidiomycota, Agaricomycetes, Polyporales, Polyporaceae. Gene Ontology annotation, molecular function: oxidoreductase activity, acting on paired donors, with incorporation or reduction of molecular oxygen; heme binding; monooxygenase activity. The record is from RefSeq and is a predicted model, not a curated record. The transcript is spliced from 11 exons. Bases 1 to 1638 code for a protein of 545 amino acids.